AAAAACGCUUUCAAAGUGAACUUGGACCUUGUGCUUAAUGCUAAAAGAUAAUAACAAUUAUCAACGAUCCGGAACAUCGUCUUUGUAUCAGUGUAACAGCCUUGAUUUGAGCAGUACUCGGGGUAGAUCGGAUGCAGAAAUCCCUCACAACAACAACGUCACAUGUCAUAUAUGCAGUCACCCGAGUUCUACCUUGCAGAGUUUACUUUCUUGUAUCGAAUGCAACAUGCCUCCAUUAAAGUUCUGCGCGAAUAUUUCGUGGUUAUUCACUGACUUACCGGAAUUCAGCCAAAGAAUAUACGCUGCUAUGUCUGCCGGGUUUCAAGCCGUGGAAGCGGCUUGGCUUUACGACUGUGACAUUCAAGAGCUGCAGAGAAUCAAGAAUGCUACAGGAGUUGAGGUUGUUCUAAUCAACACACCCCCUGGGGAGGUGAAGGCUGGUGAACUUGGUCUCGGAGCUGUGCCCGGGAGAGAGGCUGAGUUCAAGCAGGGUCUGGAUCUGGCUUUGCAAUAUGCAAAGGCAUUAAACUGCAAGAGAAUCCACUUGAUGGCUGGAAGGGUACCUGUGGGGGCGGACCGAACAGCUGUUGCCACGGAGAUGGAGGCUACCUUUGUGCAGAAUCUGAAACAUGCUGCAGUUGUCCUCUCAAAGGAGGGAAUCACUGGUCUUAUUGAACCCAUCAACACAAGAAUAACAGAUCCCAGGUAUUUCCUGGACACGCCACACCAGGCGGCUGCCAUUCUGCAGAAAGUUGACCACCCAAAUAUUAAACUGCAAAUGGAUAUAUUUCACUGGCAAAUAAUGGAUGGCAAUCUGACUCAAAAUAUUCAGAAGUAUUUCCCCCUAAUCGGUCACAUCCAGAUUGCGCAGGUUCCACAUCGUGACGAGCCGGACCGUGCUGGAGAGCUGAACUUUACUUAUCUCUUCACCACGCUGGAGGAACUAGGCUAUCAGGGAUUCAUAGGCUGCGAAUAUAAACCCACAGCAUCGACACUUGAUGGUCUGGGUUGGAUAAAGGAGUACUGGAGGUGUAACAAGUGAGGCUAGCUGUCUUCCUUUGUGAUCCCUGGCCUGAUGCCCUCUUCCUGGCCAAACCAGGAGCCACCUGCCCCCCCCCCCCCUGGACCAGACUUCUUAUUUUAGUAUUAAGAGUAUUACAUUUAAUAGGCCUAUUAUCUGUUAUUUCAGUUGCCUAAAUACACUUGAUGGAUUUGACAGUGAUUUGAAUGGCGGUGUCAACACUGACUAAUUAGUUUGCUCUGGUGUAAUUACUUUGCACAAUAACGGCAACCAUGUUUACAUGUUCUUAGAUGCCGUCUGUAAAGUGGUCAUUAAAUCUGAUUUGUACACACGAUAA
Molecule: messenger RNA, 1358 nt
Organism: Osmerus eperlanus (European smelt)
Lineage: Eukaryota; Metazoa; Chordata; Actinopteri; Osmeriformes; Osmeridae
Gene: hyi
Product: hydroxypyruvate isomerase
Exons: 8
Coding region: 38-1042 (334 amino acids)
Source: RefSeq, a predicted model, not a curated record